GAGCAAGAAUGUGAGUCGCCUGGUGGGCUGGGUGUGGGGUUGCUAGAGAAGAGCGGCCAGUUGGCCCCCGACCCCCACGAGCUCCUUCCCUCCUCUUCCCAUACGCAUACAGUCUUCUCCGCUCGUAAUGUUGAGCCUGAUGAUCUCUCCCCUGAAGCAACGCUCCAAGACCUCUCAAAAUUUAUCACCAAAGAUGGAGACUACCCUGUUGCUCGUGGCGGGUUCGGGGAGAUCUGGAAAUGCACCUAUCACAUCGAUCGUAGCCCGGUUAAAGUCGCAGUGAAAGCAUUGCAGGUAUACGCUGAUGAUCAACUUGGUGCAGCGAAGACGAAAAAGACUAGGGAUAAAGCGUGAAAUCAGAAUAUGCGCCAACCUCAAGCAUCCAAAUAUUCUUCCCGUGUAUGGUUUUACGUCUGGCUUUGGCCCAUUUAUAGCGAUAGUUAGUCCUUGGGCGGAGAAUGGAAACCUGACGGCCUAUUUGGAGCGUGAACACGCCACUCUUACACUCCUUAGACGAUUUGAGAUUCUCAAGGAUAUCAUAGCCGGUCUGCAAUAUCUUCACGCCAACAGUGUCAUCCAUGGUGACUUCAAUGGGCCUAAUGUGCUCAUCCAUGGUGAUGGCACCGCGUGUGUUGCAGACUUCGGCCUUUCCUUGAUGUAUUCCGAGGUUAUAAGCGCCUCUCAGGCUUCAUGGACUUCCACGCUCAAAGGAAACAUGCGAUGGAUGGCUCCUGAGCUGCUUGUAGAGCAAGAUGAUGGAUCUCAAGUGCGGCCAAGCGAGCAGAGCGACAUAUAUUCAUUCGGCGGUAUCAUGCUGCAGGUCCUCACCAACAAAGUACCCUAUUAUCACCUCACGAAUGAUGCCGCCAUCGUACUUUGCAUAGCCAAGUCACAAACGCCCUCCCGUUCUCGUUAUCCUGAGCUCCCUGAACAAUAUUGGCAAUUUAUCGAGCAAUGUUGGUCUACUGAUCCUCGGGACCGUCCAUCGACGGAGGGAGCUGAUGUGACAAUCAGGAAUGAUUUUUACUCGUUAUCCAGACCUCGUUGAUUCUUGUAUUGUCUUGCAUUCACGAAUUUGUUUACAGUACAGC
Suillus subalutaceus is the source of this 1091-nucleotide messenger RNA. Its product is annotated as kinase-like protein. The transcript is spliced from 7 exons. NCBI's taxonomy places the organism in Eukaryota, Fungi, Basidiomycota, Agaricomycetes, Boletales, Suillaceae. The record is from RefSeq and is a predicted model, not a curated record. Gene Ontology annotation, cellular component: cytoplasm. Bases 305 to 1048 code for a protein of 247 amino acids. Gene Ontology annotation, molecular function: protein kinase activity; ATP binding. Gene Ontology annotation, biological process: protein phosphorylation; signal transduction.